AUGAAACUCGUUCGGUUUCUUAUGAAAUUAACCCAUGAAAGUGUAACUAUUGCACUGAAGAAUGGAUCGAAUGUUUUCGGUACGGUUAUUGGCGUGGAUAUGUCAAUGAAUACACAUUUGAAAUCAGCGAAGUUAACACCGAAGAAUGGAGAGCCAAUUACAUUGGAUUUUAUUACAAUUCGAGGUAACAAUAUUCGAUAUUUUAUACUGCCGGAUAGUCUGCCGUUGGAUACAUUACUCGUCGAUGAUACACCGAAGGCUAAGCCGAAACGUGAACGAACUACUGUGCCUGGUGGCGGCGGUCGAGGUGGACGAGGAAGAGGUCGCGGUCGCGGUCGUGGUCGAGGUGGUCCCGGUGGUGGUGGUGGUGGUGGUGGCGGUCGUGGACGUUAA
Adineta ricciae is the source of this 393-nucleotide messenger RNA. NCBI's taxonomy places the organism in Eukaryota, Metazoa, Rotifera, Eurotatoria, Adinetida, Adinetidae. The record is from the annotation of a GenBank genome assembly.